Staurois parvus is the source of this 226-nucleotide messenger RNA. Lineage: Eukaryota; Metazoa; Chordata; Amphibia; Anura; Ranidae. The record is from the annotation of a GenBank genome assembly.
GCCUAUCAGUGCGCGUCAGUGCCACCUAUCAGUGCCAUGCCCAUCAGUGCAAUCUACCAGUGCCUCCUCAUCAGUGCCCAUCAGUGCCACCUAUCAGUGUCCAUCAGUGCGGCCUAUCAGUGCCCAUCACUGCAGCCUUAUUAGCGCACAUCAGUGAAGGAGAAAAAUCACUUAUUUACAAAAUUAUAUAACAAAAACUAAGAAAAAACUUUUUUUUUUUUCAAAA